Bolinopsis microptera is the source of this 1880-nucleotide messenger RNA. Its product is annotated as WD repeat-containing protein 76-like. Gene Ontology annotation, molecular function: protein binding; DNA binding. The transcript has a single exon. Gene Ontology annotation, cellular component: nucleus. Gene Ontology annotation, biological process: regulation of DNA damage checkpoint. The record is from RefSeq and is a predicted model, not a curated record. The coding region runs from base 1 to 1497 and encodes 498 amino acids. Lineage: Eukaryota; Metazoa; Ctenophora; Tentaculata; Lobata; Bolinopsidae.
AUGGCCACGAAGAAAGAUGUUCAGUUCAGAAAAGAUCUGGAGGAUCUGGGAGUUGACGCCGAUAUCAUGGAUGAUAUUAUGGACAUACAUAACAUAAAUCCAAAUCUUGUGCCCUAUGAAUGCAAAAGGCAGUAUAACAUCAAGAAAAACGAAGAGAAGCUACGAUCUCUAAAUCUUAUGGAUAUUAAACUUGAAAUGAGAUCCAAAACCUCUCAAUCACAGAAACGGAAGACUUGGACACCAAAGCCAAAAUCCACAACUCCCCUGGAACCAGCCAGGAAAUCUGCAAGAAUUGCUGGAAUUAAGCCAAUUCACUAUAAUACCUCGGAGUACCUGGUACCUCUGCGCGUGCGGUUUCAAAGAUCUGAAAGACCGAGGGCCCCAUCUAGGCCUAAGCUUGCAUUUAACGAUAUUGUUGACAUCAAAUCAGACUCCGCUGGUCCAAUCUUAGAUGUGCUAAAGAAAACAGUAGACAAAGAUCUCCUCGUAACCCCUCCAAAACUCAAAUCUGAAGACUCCACUAUUUUAGAAGACAUCAGAAAUCUACACCUCGACCAAAGUCAUAUGGCAAAAUUGUGUAAAGUUCGGCUAUCCUCAAUGGCAAUUCAUCCUGGACAUAAACUGAUAGUGGCAGGUGGCAGUAAACAAGGUGAGGUAGGUUUGUUUGUGCCUGGAGAAAAGAAGGUUACAAUUCGACUAGAACCUCACACUAACUUAGUUGGAGGUUGCCAGUUUUCUUGGAACAAGUUAUUUACAUCCUCGUAUGAUUCUUCCAUUCGGAUGUUCGAUUUUGAAACACUACAGUACGACCAGCUGUAUUCAGACCCAGAGUUGUGCUUCAGGUCGUUAAAUGUUUAUAACGAAAAUGAGGUGUUGGUUGCUGGAACAAAUGGACAGGUUUUUAAGGUGGACGUGAGAGAGAACAUUAAGGUUUGUGAGUAUCCUGCUAAACCGGACUUCAGUAAAUAUGGGUCAUUGUGGGCACUGGAUCAUAGCAAAUAUGACACAAACUACUUUUUAUCCACCUCAAACAAUGCAACAAUUGCAGCCUGGGACCAUAGAAAUACCAAACAUCCAGUAGAUAUGAACACAAGUCAUGCUAAAACAGUGAGCAGUGCUAUUUUUGAUCCUAUCAGGGGUAAAAGAAUUGUGUCAGUUGGCUAUGACGAUAAAGUGUGCAUACUAGACUUUAGCGAUAAGGCUAAAUUAUCAGAAGUUAAGAAAUUCUCUCAUUGUAAUAACACAGGUCGCUGGAGCUGGCUCACCAAGUUCCAAGCGAGAUGGCAUCCAUCAAGUGAUGAACUGUUUGUUAUUGGCUCCGUGGCUCAGCCGCGUCGUGUUGAAAUCUAUAAUAUGCAAGGAAAAAUGGAGUGCACUCUCUCCAGUGAGAAUAUUGGCUCAAUUCAGUCGCUUGUACAGUUUCAUCAUUCACAGAACGCUCUUGUUUGUGGUACUGGUAAUGGGAGCGGAUAUUGUUAUAUUUUUCAUAACGAUUGAUAUUCUCAAUUUUGGAGGGCAUUUCCUGAAAGUCAUUUGCUACGAUUUUAUAAGUCGCAUUGACAUUACAGAGCACACAAAAUAAACCAGAGCUCGUGUUAUAACUUAUUAUAACUUGGGGUUUUUAGCUCUCUUUUUUAACUUUAAAUUCAUCUUUUGAUCAAAUAAAAGAUCGAAGGUAUUUUAUUAACUUAUAAAUUUUUACCAGAUUCUAUCAUGUUUUUCAAUUCCAGACCCUUUUAUGUAAUAUAUUCUAUCAUAUUCUGUAAUCUGUAUGUUAGUUAAAUUAACUACAUGACAAAUUUUUAAUUUAUUUCAAUUGUAACCGUUUCGAUACUCAAUGCCAGUUGCAGAGUUUUAAUACAAUUUUGAUAAUUGAUUUU